Messenger RNA from Volvox carteri f. nagariensis, 799 nucleotides. RefSeq lists its product as uncharacterized. The transcript is spliced from 5 exons. Gene Ontology annotation, biological process: fatty acid beta-oxidation. Lineage: Eukaryota; Viridiplantae; Chlorophyta; Chlorophyceae; Chlamydomonadales; Volvocaceae. Gene Ontology annotation, molecular function: acetyl-CoA C-acetyltransferase activity. The record is from RefSeq and is a predicted model, not a curated record. Bases 173 to 799 code for a protein of 208 amino acids.
AACGGUCGGAAUGAGACACAAGUCCGAGGGCAGGACGUGACCUUUGAGGUAUGAGUAAUUGGGAACUUUACCCUCUGGAGUAUGUACGUGAACAUAAACGUGUUACCAAGCUCUGCGGUAACCACUCGAUUUGCAGUUGGUCGCCGCGCUCUGCAACCCACCUGGUGCCCUAAUGUCGGAAAACAUGGCGGCCCUAACGCCACGGACUCCUUGCAUUGUUAGCGCUGUAAGGACACCCUUAGGUGCCUUCCAGGGAGCUUUGUCAUCUUAUACCGCAAUGGAGCUUGGGGCGUUUGCUAUACGCGGAGCCCUUGAGCGGGCUGGUGUGCGGCCGGAAGAUGUCGAUGAGGUCAUCUUUGGCAAUGUUAUAUCCGCGAACCUCGGCCAGGCUCCCGCCACCCAGGCGGCCCUCGGUGCCGGGCUCCCCCCCAGCACCCCCUGCACGCUGGUGAACAAGGUAUGCUCCUCGGGGCUGAAGGCGGUGAUGCUGGCGGCACAGGCGAUCAUGGCGGGCUCUGCUGACGUCAUUGUGGCUGGCGGCAUGGAGAGCAUGAGUAACGCCCCACAUUACCUGCCUGGGGCCAGGAAGGGCCUGAGACUGGGCGACGGCUCCGUUGUGGACGGUCUUGUCAAGGACGGUCUGUGGGACCCGUACGGCAACAUCCACAUGGGCAGCUGUGCGGAGAUGUGCGCGGACAGGUUCGCAGUGGGCCGCCAGCAGCAGGUAGGUCCCGGCGGUUGGGGGCCCCGCUGCGGGUGGUUGGGGGUUGGUAGUUGGGGGGUUGGGGGUUGGAACUGA